This is a messenger RNA of Arabis nemorensis, 3150 nucleotides long. The record is from the annotation of a GenBank genome assembly. NCBI's taxonomy places the organism in Eukaryota, Viridiplantae, Streptophyta, Magnoliopsida, Brassicales, Brassicaceae.
AUGCUUCUCUCUCUUGGGCUCAAGAACUUACGAUUUUUAUCCUCCAUAAUAGAAAUCUCCAGAAGGAAUAGCUCAUCGUCAAAUAAGUUUACGGAUAUCCAGCGAAGGCUCCGCUCUUUAGUGUUGCGUUCCCCUUAUUGUCCAAUACGAGAAUGUGUUUGUGUCAUUUCAUGUGGUGGAUACAAACGGGACGGAGAAGAGAUAGCUCUCAUUGAUGAAAUCUUCAGUGAGCUGCGGAAGCGAGUGGCAGGGAAAGUUCAGAAAUGGAGGGAAGCAAUUAUUGAAUUAGCUCAUACUGAUGACUGUAAAUGGAUAGCGAGGAAUGAGUUUAAACUUAUCGAGGAGAUUGUUAGAUAUGCAUGCUUGAGAUUAUUUUCUAUCUCUUCCCAGAACGUGAUUGAUGUGUACUCAUUGCUAGAAAGCUGGCAGCCUUCAGGCAUGCAAAUGAUUGGGAUUUGGGGUAUGCCUGGCGUAGGUAAGACAACUGUUGCUAAAGAAAUUUUCAGAAGACUGGCUCCAGGUUAUGAUUCGUGCUACUUUCUACAAGACUUUCAUCUAAUCUAUCAAACUAAGGGGCUGACUUACUUGCGGGAUGAAUUCUUCUCUAAACUAUUUGGGGUAGAAAACCUUCUUAUAGAUGCUUGUGAUACAAAGCCAAGUUUCAUGAAGGAUAGGUUCCAGAGUAAGACGGUUCUUGUUGUUAUUGAUGAUGUGACUAAUGCUAGAGAUGCAGAAGCUUUAGUUGGAGGAUUUGAUUGGUUUUCUCACGGACAUUUAAUCAUCUUAACCUCUAGGAACAGACAAGUUCUUGUACAGUGUAAUGUCAAAGAGUUAUACAAGAUCCAGAACUUAUUCCAAUAUCAGUCUUCUCAAUUUUUGUCUCUGUGUGCCCCUGGACAAUAUGAGUCCAUGCUGAACUCAGAGUUGGUGAGGUAUGCGAGUGGCAUUCCAUUGGUUCUCAGUGUUUUAGGUUCAUUUGUAAGAAAUCAGUUCACUGAGAAAGAACAUCUGCAAAUGUUGCGCCAAAUUCCUCCAACUGAGAUUCAGGAUGCAUUUCGAAGAAGCUUUGAUGGUCUGAAUGAAAACGAGAAGAAUAUAUUCUUGGAUCUUGCUUCUUUUUUCAGAGGGGAUAACAGAAAUCAUGUGAUACAAAUACUUGAUGGCUGCGGUUUCUUUACAGAGUUAGGAAUUUAUGGUCUCAUCGAUGAGUCCCUCAUUGAUCCUUUAGACGAUAAAAUAGAAAUGUCUAAUGUGUUCCAAGAUAUGGGUCGGUUUGUUGUGUGUGAAGAAAGCAAAGAGCCAGGGAAGCGUAGCAGAUUGUGGGAUGGUAAUGAAAUCGCUAAAGUAUUGAGAAACAAUUCUGGAACCGAAGCAGUUGAAGGCAUAUUUAUGGAUAUGUCUAACUUGAAAUGUAAGUUAGGUCCUACUAUAUUUGAGAGGACCUAUAGACUAAGAUUGCUAAAGCUACACUGUUCAACUUCUGGAAACCAUUGCAACCUUUGUCUACCUCAAGGCCUCAACUCUUUGCCUGAUGAGCUACGACUACUUCACUGGGAAAGUUACCCUCUGAGAUCCUUGCCGCGGCACUUUAAUCCUAAAAAUCUUGUGGAGCUGAAUAUGCCUUAUAGCAAGAUGGAGAAAUUAUGGAAAGGGACGAAGAAUCUCGAGAAGCUUAAGAAGAUCAGACUGAGUCACUCCCGACAGUUAACUAAGAUCCCAAGGCUAUCAAAGGCCUUGAACCUUGAACAUAUUGAUCUCGAAGGAUGUACAAGUCUGGUGAAAGUUACCUCAUCUAUCCAUCAUCUGGACAAGCUUGUUUUCUUGAAUCUGAGAGACUGCUCUCGUUUACGAAGUCUGCCUGUCAUGAUUCAUUUAGAAUCUCUUGAAUUUCUUGAUCUAUCUGGCUGCUCAGAUCUCGAGGACAUUCAGGAUUUCUCUCCAAACCUGAAAGAACUUUAUCUAGCGGGAACUGCCAUAAGAGAAAUGCCAUCUUCCAUAGAGAAUCUUACUAAACUUGUUACAUUAGAUUUGGAGAAUUGUGAUAAACUUCUGCACCUGCCACCGGGGAUAAGUAACUUGAAAGCAAUGGUCACGCUGAAGCUGUCUGGCUGCUCAAAACUGAAGAGAGUUCCAAAUCUUGAUGCAAUAUCACUAAUAGGCUCCGAUCGUCUUAAUACAGAACAACAAGUACUUGAGCCCUUAGUACAUCAUUCCGCUAUUCAAGAAUCAAUGUUGGAUGUCUGUGAAACCCUUGAUAAGUUGCAGUUCAGAUUAGAGAUACAGAUUCGGCAGCAAAACUGGGCAUGGUUCACUAUUACACCGCAGCCUUUGUCAAUCUUUCACUUCUUGGCAUCAAGAUUUUACGCCCUAGUAUCUUUGUUCCUUUCUAAUGCAUGCCUUAUGGAUAUACCAGAAGAGAUAUGCGAACUUCCGACAGUAAACGCUCUGGAUUUUGGUGGAAACAGUAUCAGCAAAAUUCCUGAAAGCAUCAGGCUGCUCCCCAGACUACACAGCCUUAGUUUGCGCCAUUGCAAAAACCUCAAAUCUCUCCCAGAGCUUCCUCAAAGUCUAGAACUCUUGAAUGUGCACGGUUGUGUGUCUCUGAAAUCAGUUCCUUGGAGAUUCAAACAGCUUCUGAUGCAUUGCACAUUUAGUAAUUGCUUUAAACUGUCUCCAGAAGUCUUCAGAGGAUUUUUAGCAAAAUCACUGUGUAUUGUUGAAAACAUGAAAAGAGACCGACACCAGAAACUCAUCACAGAACCUGCAUUUAGCAUAUGUGUGCCUGCAUCUGAAGAUCUGAAAUCCUCAACGGAUGUGUUUGCAUCUGAAGUUGAAUUUGAAUUCUGUCCUGUCGAUAGCCAGAAUGAGGUUUUAGAUGAUAAUUGUGAAGUAAAGGGAUGUGGAGUCUAUGUGAUUACCGAUGCAAGUGGUGAUAUGAGUCUAGUUAAGAAGAGAUUUUCUCCAAUUAAAAGAGAAAGAAGUGGAAAGAAGCUACUUUCUUCAUCCAUGGAUCCAGGAGCUUUUUCUUCAGGUCGGGAACCACUGCCGCGAUUUAAGAGAGGUCGGUAUAGAAGAAGUGUUGAAUCUGCAAUCCUGAAGCUUAGAAAAAGGAAACGAGAAGAGAGUUUCUCUACAUCAAACCAAAGCUAA